UAUGAGCAUACGUCGUAUCCAGACAUACAGAAACAAACUGCGCCAAAAAUGAGCCGUUGAACGGUUAUUCGGUUGCUUACCGACAUAGUAAGUUAUAUUUGUGCUUUAAAUUUUCGCUCUAACGGCUAUUUACCGAACCGGUCAUGUCGGCUAGUAACGGUGAAUAUUUCAUUGACCCUUCUGGAAGUACGACGCUGCUGGCUGAUACGGCCCCUCCGAUCGCGGUGCAGCCUUUAAUUAUUCGGAGAUUGUUGCCCGCCACCGUCACUUCCCAUCCCGUUCGUGGCGCUGAAUCCGACGAAAAACCCCCAAAGCGCCCUUAUUUCCGGUGGGAUGCGUUCGACGAAAACGUCUUACUGGAAUGGCUGGAAGAAAACUACGAGCGUUGGAGAAGCGCUGCCGUUAUGGCGGGCAGACCACACCGGAAAACGAUGCACGGGCAGACCAAAACGGGGAUGGCGAGGGAAUUUCGCCAACAUCUCCUGGCCAAAGGCAGUGCGCACCAUAGACCGGUCAACAAUAUUCGGGAGAAGAUUGGCAAUCUGGAGAAAUCGUACCGUCAAGCGGAAGACUUGCUGAGGAAUACCGGCGAUCCAAAGACAACGCGCACCGAAAAGCUGAAUAGUCUGGUUUUAAAAACUUCGAUCUUGAAGAAGUGCAGGCAUUUCGUUCGGUUGGAAAAACUGAUGGGAAGACGGUCCUAUAAUCAAGCAGCACGUGGCGAGGCCUUGGCAAUGCCUGAUGUCGGUAGCACAGCAGCGCAGAUAUUGCCGCAGGAUUCUGUCGGCGGUAAAGCAGCAGGAGCAGCCGCAAUAACAAAGGUCACCCGCGACGAAAAGGGGCUGACGAAAAACGUGCGCAACCCGCGAGAAAACCGCUCCGCCUUUGCUGACGAUGAAUUGAAGGGAGUCGAUAAAGGGGACGGAACGGAAAAGGAGGAAAGCGAUAGUGAGGAGGCCGAAGAUGAACAGGAGUUGGAGAUGGAUCCGCAGACUGCCCACUGGAUACUGCAGCUACUCGCACAGAAGGAACAGUUCUACCAGAAGAAAAUGGCGAUGCAGAAGGAAUUUUGGGAUAAGCAGCUGGCACUGCGACGAGAAGAGCUUCGUGUGCGAACACUGGAGGCGGAAAAUCAGCGGAUAAUUGCCGAAAGUCAGCGGGCGGAAAUCGAAAAGUACCGCAACUUCCUCCAACACAAGAUGAUGGCACUGGUCAGCAACAACAUGGCACUUAGUGACCAGUCGCCGAAGUAGCCUCUUUUGCGUGCAGAAAUACAGCGAAAUCUACGGACUAUUUUGGACAUUCCUUGAAUAUUGUUAAUGUCUUAAUGCUAAUUAACGACUGCAGCUAUUAUUGUUGUUGUC
Molecule: messenger RNA, 1364 nt
Organism: Paramacrobiotus metropolitanus
Lineage: Eukaryota; Metazoa; Tardigrada; Eutardigrada; Parachela; Macrobiotidae
Exons: 2
Coding region: 144-1253 (369 amino acids)
Source: RefSeq, a predicted model, not a curated record